Molecule: messenger RNA, 769 nt
Organism: Dendronephthya gigantea
Lineage: Eukaryota; Metazoa; Cnidaria; Anthozoa; Malacalcyonacea; Nephtheidae
Product: protein N-lysine methyltransferase METTL21A-like
Exons: 2
Coding region: 119-637 (172 amino acids)
Source: RefSeq, a predicted model, not a curated record
GCCAUUUAAAAUAACCAUAGAGAAUGGUAUUUCUGAGCCUACUAGCCAGCUAAGUUUGGAACAAAAUUACAAAGGACUAGGCUGUACAGUUUGGGAUGGCAGCAUCGCUCUUGCUAAAAUGUUUGAAAAUGACUCUCAAUUGAUCGAACAUCUCAGAAAUUCUACUGUGCUAGAACUCGGAGCAGGCUGUGGGCUUGUAGGCCUUGCACUUUCAUAUAUGGGUGCGAAAUAUGUUCUGUUGACUGACAUGGAUGUUUGCCUGCCAACACUAAAGAUAAAUGUGGAUAAACACAGCUGUGAUUUAAAGAAAGACAGUAUUCUGGUCAUGUCAUACACUUGGGGUGAAGAUACGAAAGCUUUAAUGAAGCCACAUGGAAAGUUCAACAUCAUUGUUGCAGCCGAGGUGCUGUAUGAUGAGUCUGACUCAAAACUACUUGCUUACAGUGCAUUGCAGUUACUUGCUGAGGAUGGAGUCAUGUUUGUCUCUAUGGGAAGAAAUCGGAAGGGUGAAACCGCAUUUGUAGAUGUUAUGAGGGAGAAUGGUUACAGUACCUUUGAAGUUCAAAAGGAAAAACUCCAUCCAAAGUAUCAAGACGAAAUAAUCAAAGUCAUAAAAGUGAUAAAGAAAAUUACUUAAAAAUUUAUUGAUUUGUAUACUCAACUACCUACUACAAUGUUCCUGUCAAAUAUUAAAUAAUAUAAGACAAUAAUUUACCCAAAACUUGCUAUCACAAUCAGUGAUGAAUACCAUACAAAAUUAAUUCACCAC